AUGGCCGUAGAUCGAACGGAGGAUUAUCGCGACACGGUGAAAUCUCUUGCUGUGCGGCUUGGGUACGACCAGGCUCGCCUGGCGCAGGUCUCAUCUGCCAUGAUGCUCAAACCCACCUCAGGGGGCGGCGAAGCUUCCACGAAGGACGCCUUCGCCAGGCUGGCAUGUGACGUGGUGUGUGCGCCUUGGCUGAAGGGGGAGAAGAAAAAAAGGGAGCUAUCAGACGAACGUGCGCUGCACUCUGCCUUGAUGAGCGAGGGGCGGGAAUACUGCAGUGCUGCUUCGGACCACGUGGUUGGGCAUGGGGUGAUGGAGAGACGGCGAGAUGCGUUCGAAGCAAAGGUGGGGGGCAUGGUGAAGGAGUGUAAGGAGGGGAUAGAGGCGCUGCGAUGCAGAUUGCCCCCACCAGGAGGGGCCAUGGGGCGGAACGCACAGUUGACAGCGCAUCAGCAUGGCGUGUCGACUCAAAAGCACCUGCACCUGCUCUCCUCCUCCUUUGAGCACCUGCGAGCCGCCCGCCAGGCCCCACAAGGGGGCACUCACUCCUCCACUGUGAGGCUCUCCUCCUAUUAUGCAGCUUUCCUCUCUGUCCCCGUCCACCCCCUCCGUGCCUCACACCCACCUUGCUCCCAGGUGCUCAUCCUAACCGAGCAUCUGCAGCUUCUCUCCUCCACCUUUGAGCGCCUGAGAUCCACCCGGCUGCAGCGGAUGCUGGCAGACAGCCAGCGACAGAGGCAAGGAGGGGGGCAGGGCGGGGGACAGGGCACAUUAGGGAAGCAGGGGCGGAUACAGGCUCUCAAGGGGGUACGGGAGAAUGAAAGGGAUGGAGGGGAGCAGGGCGGGGGGAAGGGGUGGCAGGAAGAGGGCGGCGAGCAGCAGGGGAGGGGGGGUGAGCACGAUAGGGGGCGGGAGCAGGGGGGGCAAGAGCAGGAGAGGAGGGGUCAAGAGCAGAUGAUGCAGGAUGCAGAGACGGUGGCGUUGCAGGAGGAGUUGAGGGGGCUGCUGAGCAGCACGGCGCAGACAGAGGCGAGGGUGAUGGAGCUGGCUGCUUUGAACCACCUGUUUGCCGUGCACGUGCUGCAGCAGAGCGAGCAGGUUCAUCAACUAUAUGCGGAGGCAGUGGCGGCAUCGGAGAGAAUAGACAAGGGCAACAAGGAGUUGAAGAAAGCAGCGUCCCACGGCAGCAGCCAGCGCACCUUCCUCAUCCUCUUCUUCUUUGUGCUGCCGCUCUCACUGCUCUUCUACGAUUGGUACGACCGCCGGCAACGAAUUGGAUUCGGGCUUUGGUAG
Closterium sp. NIES-65 is the source of this 1290-nucleotide messenger RNA. The record is from the annotation of a GenBank genome assembly. Lineage: Eukaryota; Viridiplantae; Streptophyta; Zygnematophyceae; Desmidiales; Closteriaceae.